UAAUUUUAAGCCCAAUUUAAUAAAUGGGGUUUAAUGAGAGGGCCAUAAAUGAGAUUUAUAGUAAAUGACUAACUCUGAAAAAGAAGAAAACAAUUAAGCAGAGGAAGACGCCAAAAACAUAAUUAAGCAGUUACAUAAACGGCAAGAGCGGCUCGCAAGUCUACCCUACGCCACCUACCGGCUCCGUGUUUCACGGCUCACGUUAGCCUCCUCCAACCAUGAUGACCACGGUGGCUUCAUCCCCGAAAUCAGCCGCUUUUUCUCUUUUUAUUUUCCACAGAUCCAAAUAUCAUUAUUAUUCCACGUGUCGUCCACGACGGUGUGCCCCCCACCACCCUCCGUCACCACCGCUUAUGGCUACCUUCCUUUAUUACCAACUCUGCUAAUCUACGCUUCUAUCUAACCUUAUCCUCCGCCACCAACUUUUAUCAUACGCCUCUCCUCCACUCUCUCUCUCUCCUCCCUUAUCUUCUCGAUAUUACGUGAAAUCGCCGCCGCGAAAAGUCAUCCGCAUCUCAGCCAUUUCUCUUUCUUCACGAGAUCUCAAUUUUCCUUCUUCAUUUCUCGGAUUUUGAAUUUGUAUCUAUCCCGUCCCAUGUCCGAUCCGGAUUCUCCGAUGAACCAAGAUCCAAUUGCGGAUCCAUCACCGGUUCGGAUCGAGUCUUCCCCACGAGCUCUCGUCCCGCCACCAUUAUCUUCUGCCGCUCAAGACGAUGACUCAGCGGAGCCGGCUUCCGUCGCAGAUCUGAAGAGCGCUUCCGUCCCCGUCGCCGCGGCCAAAAACUCUAGGCGGUUACCUCCGCCGUGCUGGUCUCUUGAAGAGACGAUCGCUCUUAUUGACGGGUACAGAGACAAAUGGUACGAUCUCAACCGUGGAAACCUCAAGGCGAAUCACUGGGAAGAAGUCGCAGAAGCGGUUGGUGCUAGUUGCCCCGACGUGACGCCGAAGAAAACUGCGGUUCAGUGCCGUCACAAGAUGGAGAAGCUUCGGAAAAGGUAUCGUACUGAGAUCCAGAGAGCUAGAUCUGUGCCGGUGGCGAGGUUUAUAUCUUCUUGGGUUCAUUUUAAGCGAAUGGAAGCUAUGGAGAAUAGACCAGAGAUCAAACAAGGUAACGAAAGUGGAGAAGAGGAUCACGACGAUGGCAAUUACACAGCUCGCUAUCAGUUUAAAAACGGCGGAGGAGGAGGCUCAGUGGCAAGGACGACGCCGAGGUUCUUUAAUAGGAAUGGUACGGCUGGAUCUGGUGGUGGAGGGAGCGGCAGUAGCGGCGGAAUUCGAAUUAGGAUACCGACUGGAGUGAGUAUAGCACAGGCAGGUCCUAGAUUUCCCGGUAAGAUUGAUCAAAAAUACACGGCGAGUCCGGGUUCCGGUAUGAGUUCAAAUCCGAGACUUGGUCGUGGUUUAGGAGCAGGAGGAUCUAAUUACAGUGCUAGGGUUGCGAGACUUCCUGAAGGAGGAGGAGGGAAACGAGGGAGAGAUAUGAUGAUGAAGACGGAGGAGGAUGAUGAAAAUGAUAAUGACAAUGAUCCGAUGGUGGAGAUAGCGAGUGCGAUUAAACUGCUGGGAGACACGUUGUUGAGAACAGAGCAGACGAGAAUGGAGAUGACCAAAGAGAUUGAAGCGAUGAGGAGGGAGACAGAGAUGAAGAGGACGAAGAUGAUAUUGGAAUCGCAACAACGACUUGUGGAAGCGUUUGCUAAAACCAUUGCAGAGAAUACAGAGGAGAAGAAGAAGAAAGCAAGAAGAAUGUCGUCGUCUUCGUUAGCUGCUGCCGACUCUUAAUUGAUUAAAAGGCGCCAUAAAUUAUGUGUGAAUUUUCAGUUCUAGAUUUGUAGAAAUCGAAAGAGCUUUUAUGAGCUCAGUGCAUCUAACACCAGUUAUGUAUCCUGCUUAUAUAUGUUAUAAAAAAAAGUGUAAAAUUGGGAGUUCCCGAAUA
Capsella rubella is the source of this 1937-nucleotide messenger RNA. Its product is annotated as trihelix transcription factor ASIL2. The transcript has a single exon. Gene Ontology annotation, cellular component: nucleus. The record is from RefSeq and is a predicted model, not a curated record. Bases 596 to 1783 code for a protein of 395 amino acids. Gene Ontology annotation, molecular function: transcription cis-regulatory region binding. NCBI's taxonomy places the organism in Eukaryota, Viridiplantae, Streptophyta, Magnoliopsida, Brassicales, Brassicaceae.